AUGGUUAAAGAAAGCAGAUCUAGAUCCUUAACUUAUACACCAGCGGUACCAGUGUGGUCAAUGAAGGACUCUAAAUUAGAGAUGGUACCGCACCAUAUGUUUACAUUUAAGGAAAAUGUUGGUUUUGAGAACUGGCUGGAAGUUGCGGAGAAGAAUCUCUGGGGUUGGAGUGUGGUGGGAUGGGGACCGACUAAGAUCGUGGUUGUGUGCGGAGAACAUGGGCGAGGCACAGGGUUGUUCAUGAAGGAUCUGAAAGUUUACGAUGUGCUGAAGAAAGAGUGGACUCGGCAUGGGGUGGAGUUGCCUUGCCGAAGACACGCUGGAGUGGUUAUUGUGGAUGAUUCACUCUAUCUUAUUGGAGGAGUAGGUGGGUUUAGGCUCGUCCGGCCAGUUGGGGCUGGCCCAGGCUUGUCCGGCCAGUUGGGGCCUGACCCAGGCUCAGCCGGCCAGCUGGGGCCUCCUUAUCUGUGCGCCUCUUGGUGGGUAACCUUGGACGCGGCAGUGGUAUAUGACUUGAAACAGCGUUCAUACAGGAAGAUAGCAAAUCUGCCGGAUGCCAUACAGAAUCCGGCUGUGUGCGUCCACGAAGGCGCGGUAUACGCCGCGGGACACAACACUAUAUACAAAUAUGAGGACUUGGGUGAAACAGAUCGCUGGAUCACCAUAGCCAGCACUCAAAUCCGUGCGAACUGCAUGACGUCGUUCAAAGGCUACAUUUACUGCACGCAGAGCUAUUUCAGCCAUCUUUACCGCUUCAGGCCGGGAGUGGACAAGCGACUUGACUCCCUCACACAGUUUACCAACCCACCCGCUACUAUAUGUAACUUAGGAGACCGUCUACUAUUCUUCACCCGUUCCAUGUGUACGCAAGCCGACGUCCUAAACGUAGAAGAAUAUGUCGGCAAGACCAAUGAUGAGAAGCCCAAAGUGAUAUGGCGACAGAGCGAGAGCGCGAUAAAACUGAACGACGUCGCUGGUUCAUGCUCUUUGGUUAUGUCUGUACCGCCCUUAUGGCCGGAUAGCUCGAAUUAUACUAAGAAGUAUUUGAAGAGGUAUGAAAUACAGUAAACGUAGGUAGUUUUUUAAUGUGAAAAAAGUCAAAAUGUACAUAAAAUAAGUCAAGCCGACCUCCUAUAAGUACCUCGGCAAGACCCCAGAAGAGAAUUCCAUAUACAUCCGGUGACAGAGCGAGAGCGCGAUAAAACUGAACGAGGUCGCUGGCUGCUCUGAUAAUGUCUGUACCUCCCUUAUGUCCGGAUAGCUCGAAUUUAACUAAGAAGUAUUUGAAGAGGUAUGAAACACAGUAAAUAUAGGUAGUUUUUUUAAUGUGAAAAGUGUCAAAAUGUACAUAAAAUAAGUCAAGUCGACGUACUUUAAGUACCGCGGUAAGACUAGCAG
Messenger RNA from Leguminivora glycinivorella, 1398 nucleotides. RefSeq lists its product as uncharacterized. The transcript has 5 exons. The record is from RefSeq and is a predicted model, not a curated record. Gene Ontology annotation, molecular function: protein binding. The coding region runs from base 1 to 1068 and encodes 355 amino acids. Lineage: Eukaryota; Metazoa; Arthropoda; Insecta; Lepidoptera; Tortricidae.